GAUACAAUAUCCUCCGGGUACCGGCUGCUUGCUUGCAGCAUCCCUGCAGUGCCCGUUUACGGUGUCCUCGCGGACUCAUUAGCAUACCAGUUGGACUUGACAGGGUUACUUAGACAAUCGGAAUUAAUCUGAAGUGGUUUGCUCCCCUGCAAACUCAUUAGAUUAUUUCCCCCAGCUUAGUCACAGAAAUAAUAAUGAUGAGAAAGGAACGUGACAGAGACCGUGACGACCGCGCGAAGGACCGCGAGCGCGACAGGGACCGCGACAGGGACCGAGACCGGGGGGGGGAGCGCGACAGAGAGCGGGACGGACGCGGCGGGUCGGGAGGCGGAGGCUCGCUGGGGUUGGGCCUGGGGGCCGGCGGUGUGCCCAUGGGUCUGGCCGGAGGCGUCCUGCUGCCCCCCCUGAAGCAGACGGCGAUGCACCAGCAGAUCAACCCCUUCACCAACCUGCCGCACACACAGCGAUACUACGACAUCCUGAAGAAGCGCCUGCAGCUGCCCGUGUGGGAGUACAAGGAGCGCUUCAACGACAUCCUCACCAGGCACCAGUCCUUCGUCCUCGUGGGCGAGACGGGCUCGGGGAAAACAACACAGAUCCCCCAGUGGUGCGUGGACAUGGUGCGCGGGGUGGCGGGGCCCAAGCGGGGGGUGGCGUGUACGCAGCCGAGGCGAGUGGCGGCCAUGAGCGUGGCCCAGCGCGUGGCGGACGAGAUGGAUGUCAUGCUCGGACAGGAGGUCGGGUACUCAAUCCGAUUUGAAGACUGCAGCUCCGCCAAGACCAUCCUGAAGUACAUGACUGAUGGUAUGCUACUGAGAGAGGCGAUGAAUGACCCUCUCCUGGAGAGGUACGGAGUCAUCAUCCUGGACGAGGCUCACGAGAGGACACUCGCAACAGACAUCCUGAUGGGAGUACUGAAGGAAGUGGUCAGACAGCGCUCAGAUCUCAAGAUCAUCGUGAUGAGCGCCACGCUGGAUGCAGGGAAGUUCCAGGUGUAUUUCGACAGCUGCCCGCUGCUGACCAUCCCCGGCCGCACGCACCCCGUGGAGAUCUUUUACACGCCGGAGCCCGAGCGGGACUACCUGGAGGCCGCCAUCCGCACCGUCAUCCAGAUCCACAUGUGCGAGGAAGACGAGGGAGAUGUGCUGCUCUUCCUCACCGGACAGGAGGAGAUUGACGAGGCGUGCAAGCGGAUCAAGCGUGAGGUGGAUGAUCUGGGUCCUGAGGUGGGCGACAUUAAGAUCAUCCCCCUCUACUCCACUCUGCCCCCCCAGCAGCAGCAGCGGAUCUUUGAGCCCCCGCCCCCGCGCAAGCCCAACGGGGCCAUCGGCAGGAAGGUGGUGGUAUCCACUAACAUAGCUGAGACGUCCCUGACCAUUGAUGGUGUUGUGUUUGUUAUUGACCCAGGAUUCGCCAAGCAAAAGGUGUAUAACCCCCGUAUCAGGGUGGAGUCGUUGCUGGUGACGGCCAUAAGUAAAGCUUCAGCGCAGCAGAGGGCAGGGAGAGCUGGAAGAACACGGCCGGGGAAGACCUUCAGACUCUACACAGAGAAGGCCUACAAGACAGAGAUGCAGGACAACACGUACCCUGAGAUCCUGCGCUCCAAUCUGGGCUCCGUGGUGCUGCAGCUCAAGAAGCUGGGCAUUGAUGACCUGGUGCACUUUGACUUCAUGGACCCCCCAGCUCCUGAGACCCUGAUGCGAGCGCUGGAGCUCCUGAACUACCUGGCAGCCCUGAACGACGACGGAGACCUGACGGAGCUGGGUUCCAUGAUGGCCGAGUUCCCCCUCGACCCCCAGCUGGCCAAGAUGGUCAUCGCCAGCUGUGAGUUCAACUGCUCCAACGAGAUCCUGUCCAUCACAGCCAUGCUGUCAGUCCCACAGUGCUUCGUCCGGCCAACGGAGGCCAAGAAGGCUGCAGACGAGUCCAAGAUGCGCUUCGCACACAUCGAUGGGGACCACCUGACCCUGCUCAACGUGUACCACGCCUUCAAACAGAAUCAUGAGUCAACGCAGUGGUGUUAUGAUAACUUUGUGAACUACCGCUCUCUGAUGUCAGCUGAUAACGUGCGUCAGCAGCUGUCACGCAUCAUGGACCGCUUCAACCUGCCGCGCCGGAGCACGGAGUUCACCAGCAGAGACUACUACAUCAACAUCAGACGGGCUCUAGUCACCGGCUUCUUCAUGCAGGUGGCUCACCUGGAGCGGACGGGUCACUACCUGACGGUGAAGGACAACCAGGUGGUGCAGCUUCAUCCCUCUACGGUGCUGGACCACAAGCCAGAGUGGGUCCUCUACAACGAGUUUGUGCUCACCACCAAGAACUACAUCCGCACGUGCACCGACAUCAAACCAGAGUGGUUAGUCAAGAUUGCCCCCCAGUACUACGAGAUGGGCAACUUUCCACAGUGUGAAGCCAAGAGACAGCUGGAGAGGAUCGUCGCCAAGCUCCAAACCAAGGAAUACUCCCAGUACUGACCCUACCCCACACACACACACACACACACACACACACUCACACACACACACACACUCACACACACACACACACUCACACACACACACACACACACACACACACACACACACACACACACACACACCUUCCCCACAUGCACACGGACUGGUCAGAUGUCAAACAUGUUUCGCGAUGAGCAUCCCCGCUCAAACUGUACAUUGUCCAAAUCUGUUCAACAUUAGUUUGCAGGUUUUGUUUUCCAUGUUAUUUUUUUCUUUCUUUUUGUUUCAUGUUGUUGAGAUUUGAUUAUUUUUUAUAACUUCAGUUUGCCAUCCUGCUCUGCCUCAGCGAGAGCAUCUAGUGGGUCUGUUACCAUGGGAACAGGAUGGCAGGGGGCCGUGAUGCGGUGUGACCCCUCCGCAUUAAGCAUGAGCAUUCAUGUGGAUGUCGACAUUCCUUCUAGACCUCGAGACCCUUUUUCCUGAGCUGUAACUGAGUAGGACAUCCUCAUAUCGGCAUGGGGCUUAGAUUCAAUAAAAAACCUCUAAACCUG
Molecule: messenger RNA, 3010 nt
Organism: Clupea harengus (Atlantic herring)
Lineage: Eukaryota; Metazoa; Chordata; Actinopteri; Clupeiformes; Clupeidae
Gene: dhx15
Product: DEAH-box helicase 15
Cellular component (GO): intracellular anatomical structure; spliceosomal complex
Molecular function (GO): ATP binding; RNA binding; RNA helicase activity
Source: RefSeq, a predicted model, not a curated record